This is a messenger RNA of Trematomus bernacchii (emerald rockcod), 5064 nucleotides long. RefSeq names its product transferrin receptor 1a (gene tfr1a). Gene Ontology annotation, cellular component: external side of plasma membrane. NCBI's taxonomy places the organism in Eukaryota, Metazoa, Chordata, Actinopteri, Perciformes, Nototheniidae. The transcript is spliced from 18 exons. The record is from RefSeq and is a predicted model, not a curated record. Bases 141 to 2450 code for a protein of 769 amino acids. Gene Ontology annotation, biological process: intracellular iron ion homeostasis; iron ion transport.
UCGCUGCUAGACGCAUGGUCAAGGGCACCGGCUCAACUACAUCAGAAAGCAGCAAGUAGGAGCGGUACCUCGUGUCAAAGGCUGUCACAGAAGAAGUCAGUGGGUCAAAGCUGUUCUGAGAAAAGAAGAUUGACGCAACCAUGGACCAGGCAAGGUCAACAAUAUCUAAAAUUUUUAACGGGGAGCCUCACUCCUACACACGUUUCAACCUGACCCAGAACAUGGAAGGGGAUAACAGCCAGGUGGAGAUGAAGCUGUCGUCAGACAUGGAUGAGGACACAGGGGGCAAAGGCGCGGGAGAACACCUCAAUCACAACUCCAACCGCAAACCCUACGUGGCUCAAAAGCUUGGGCGCACACCAAAGAACCUUUGCUUCAUGGCCGUCGCCACCCUCCUCAUCUUUAUCAUCGGCUACUUGAUUGGCUACUUGGUUCAUCGGAAGAAGGACUUGGCUCCCACCUGUGAUGACUCCACGGUCAUUUUUGACAACGGUGCUGACAUCGAGACGGGUGCUGCCCCCCUCAUGAACUGGGACAAGGUCAAAAAGCUGCUUGCUAAACAAGUCUCUGCAGACAAAUUCGAUUCUGUCUUUAGAGAGUUUUCCAGUGACAACCACCGGGCCGGUUCUCUGAGUGAUGAGGUCCUGGGAGAGAAGGUGGUCAAGAGGUUCAGAGAGUACGGGAUGAAAACCUGGACCGACGAGCACUUUGUUAAGGUUCAGGACCCCCCAGCGUCUGGCUCCAACAGCUUUAGUUACAAGGGGAAGCAGGAGCGUCCAACGGGAUUCCUGUCCUACAGUGCCAACGGAACAAUAACGGAUUCCGUCUUGUAUGCGUUUUACGGGGAGGAGGAGAACUUGAGGUUGCUGAAAAGCCGUAACGUCAACAUGACAGGCAGGGUCAUGCUGGUCAGAACUGGUCGGAUCAGCUUUGCUGAGAAGGUAGCCAAUGCUGCCAAAAUGGGUGCUUCUGCUGUGCUGAUCUACCCAGAUCCCUCUAAAUCCUCUAUUGGUGGAUCCACUCAGCUCUAUGGACAUGUCCACCUUGGUUCAGGGGAUCCCUACACCCCCGGCUUCCCUUCCUUCAACCACACCCAGUUCCCACCCGUCCAGUCCUCAGGCCUGCCAAAAAUCCUGGCCCAGACCAUCACCCUAAACAUGGCCAUGAGCAUUCUGCAGCAGCUGGGGGGUGCCAAUGCGCCGCAAGAAUGGGAAAGCUCCAAACUUGGGGAUGACAGCGAUGUUAUUACCUUGGGGGUCGACAACGUGCUCAGGGAGAAAAAGAUAGUAAAUGUCUUCGGGGUCAUCAAAGGCUUUGUGGAUGCAGAUCGAUAUGUGGUCAUCGGUGCACAGAGGGACGCAUGGGGUCCAGGUUUUGCCGCGUCAACUGUCGGUACCAGCGUCCUUGUCGAGCUGGCACGCUCCAUCUCAGAUAUGGUGGAGAAUGGUGGAUUCAAGCCGAGGAGAAGCAUUGUGUUUGCCAGCUGGAGCGCUGGAGAAUAUGGGAGUGUUGGCGCCACCGAGUGGCUGGAGGGUUAUCUUUCUUCUCUGAGCAUGAAAGCCUUCUCUUACAUCAACCUGGAUGGAGUUGUAACAGGUCAGAAACAUUUCAAAGUGGCAGCCAGUCCCUUGCUGCAUGGCCUGGUCGAGAGCACUCUGAAGGAGGUGAACUCCCCGAACAAAGCUGGGUCUCUCUUUUCUGAAUUUGCAAAGCCCAGCAUGGAAUCAAAUGUGUUGGAGCCUCUGAAGUUGGAUAACGCUGCGUAUCCUUUCCUCGCCUUCUCUGGCAUCCCGUCAGUAUCUUUCAGAUUCACCUCUGAGAACUCGGACUACCUGUACUUCGGCACCACGCUGGACACCCGGGAGAAACUGAACGAGGCCACCAACAACAAGGUGCCUGAGCUGGCUGAAGCAGCCACGCGGGUCGCAGGUCACAUGGUGCUGAGGCUGGUCCAUGAUCAUCUGCUGCGCAUGGACGUGGAGAAGUACAACAAAAUCAUACAUAAUCGCGUGGGUCAGAUCAACAACAAGGUCAAUUCUAUGCUGAGGAUGCAGCCCCAGCUGCUGCCCAAGGCGCUGACCAUGCAGUGGCUGACGUCGGCCUCCGGCUCCUACAGCCGGGCCUCCAGAGAUCUGGCAGCAGACAUCCAGAACAGCAACAUGGAGGACAUUGAGAUGUGCCGUACCCUUAAUGACCGCAUCAUGGCGGUGGAGAGGAACUUCCUGUCCCCCUACGUGUCCCCCAGAGAGAGUCCGUUCCGCCACAUCCUGCUGGGCUCGGGCCCCCACACUCUGCAGGCUCUGCACGGCCACCUGGAGGCCCUCAGGAUGGACCACCCCGAGGCCGACGCCGACCUGUUCCGAAGCCAGUUCGCCCUCGCCACCUGGACCAUCCAGGGCUGCGCCAACUCACUGGCAGGGGACGUGUGGUCUCUUGAUAACGAAAUCUAAAAAAAAGUAACCCCCCCACUUCCUCCCUUGUUCAUCAUUUGAGAGGAUCAAACGCCAGUGUAAAACAGCUUUAAAAUUCAUUUAAGCUUAGAUUUAAAGUGGAGCCGUUCAGUAAUUCAUUCAACUUUGAGACAUGAGCUCAUGUUCCUCCUUUCUGAAAUUCUUUAAAAAAAAAAAGCCUUACGUCUUAACAAAAAGGAUGUUUUUUCGUUUCAAUGAAAUGCAGUAUUCUGAAUACUCUGGUGCUAGCAACAAUUAGCUUCAAAUGGUCCUAUAGGUGACACUUACAAUGUAGUCACAGUAAGUCUGUGUAAAGCAGCUCGGAGAAGAACAAAAUGCCAGUAUGAUAAUAUAAGAUAAAGAGCAUAAUGAUUACAAAUCCAAACUGCUGGUAAUAUUACUGCUGCUGAAGCCCCGUCAGAAAUUCGGGAGUUGCCUAAAUAGAAGAGAUGAUGAAAUAACACUCAAACAGCAGUUCUGUUGCACUGAAUUAGGGCUGGGCAAUAAACCAUUUUAAUAUCAAUUCCUUGAAUAUCUUGGAUAUCGAAAAUGAUGUCAUUUCCUGCUUUUAAAGGCACAGUACAAUACAUUGAUGUUUUUUUCUAAAUGUGCCAUUACUGUUCUAGGAGUUCUAUUUGUUUCUUAUUAGAAGUUGUUGAAUUGACAUUACUGAUGCCAAUUAUCCAAAUUCUCAUUGUUUUUUUAUAUGCACCAAUGGUCAACCCUACAAUAUCUUCACGAUAUUGCGGUUAAAAAAUAUCGCCCAGCCCUACACGGAACUUGUUUAAAAGUUUGGCGGAAUCGUUACAAAAAAAAGUCCACGCAACAAUCAAUAAUAAAAAAUGAAGGCCUUUGAAAAACCAAGGGGAGGGUCUGAAGGCACUGAAACAAACCGUACGUCUAUUUAUUGUGUUAUUUAUUUAUCAGUGGCAGGGUUCACUAUAAAUAGUAUUUUUUAUUGCCUUUUAUAAAAAAUGAAAAAGAAUGUGUUUAAUUAUCGGGAGCAGAGCCUUCCAUAAUUAUGACAGUUAUACUGUUGAAAUAUCAAGAGCAGCAUCUGCUUAAAAAGAAGUGUACAUGUCGACCUGGACUGAAGUACGAACAAUCGUAACGCACAACUCUGGAUUGUGUUUUCCUUUUAAACUGACACUGGAUUGGUCUCUUAGUUGAGGCCUGGUCACACAUCAAGUCACAUGUACACUUCUCGUCCUGACAAUAUUAUCGGGAGCAGUGUCUUCCAUAAUGUGAAUAAAAGAAGAAGGUAGUUUUUUCCUACCAGUAUGUGUCCGUAUCGGAGGCAGUGCCCUCCAUAUUUCACUGUAGGAGUGGAUGUUUUUAUUAUCGGGAACAGUGUUUCCCAUAAUGCGUGUAAAUAUACAGAACAUUGCUGCACCAUGUCCGCAUCUUUAGAUCCCAUUUCACGAUGCUUACGUUGUUUCCCGCUUAUGAAAAGCUUAGUCAUUGGCUCUUACGGAAGAGGAUAAGGGCCAAAAAGGCUUUUUUUUUGGUUUUUAGUUCUGAGAGAAAGUCAGAAUUCUGAGAGAAGAAAAGUCUGUGGUAAGAGAAUUCUGAGACUUUUUUUCUCAGAAUUCAGAAAUUAUUAGUAUUUCAGAUUUUCAUUUAAGAAUUCAGAUAUUUUUUCCUCAGAAUUCUGAAUUUAAUAUCAGAAUAAAAAAAUAAAUAAAAAAAGACACUUUGGUCAGAUCUAAAAAUCUGUCCCGAAUCCUCUGCAGUAGGCUCUUCAUAAAAACAUUUAUAACAUAAAAAAAGCUAAGCUUAAAUUGUUAUGGGUUUAUUUAUGUAUCAUUUUAAUCUGAUAACGUGUCGCCUUUUCUUUCGGUUUUAUGCUAUGUAAGCCUUUUCUUUUUGUAACGAACAUUUUUGCGGCCAGAGCGGUGGUCAACUCUUACAAAAAAUGUUUGUUUUUGAUGAUUCAGCCGUGUGAAAGUUACAUUCUACCUUCUUUGUGUGAAUUCAUUGUUGUUUAAAAUUUCCUUGUGCCUUUUUUGUGUGUCAUGACUGCAUCGUAGAGCUGCAUUUCUACAUACAGUACUUAAAGAGUUUGCAGAGUAUUCUUGUUUGGCUUGUUUAGUUUUGACAUUUCUGCGUUUAGUUUGUUUCUGUUGUAUGCUAAAAUCAAAAGUUACUGGGUUAAAGACCUGUUAACACUUUCUUUUUUUAGAUGAUGUCACUGGACGAAUGUUAAUUGUAAAAAAUCAAUGUAAAUGGGAUUUAAAAAUUACACAUUGAAUGUUACAGUAGUUAACUUCCUUUAGCUAAUCUGCUACAUUUGGUCACUUGAAUUCUUAUUUUUGUAUGAAACACACCAUGCCUCGGCAAAACAACUUGAAUUGUUUUAGAUCACCAGCCUUUUUAAAAUGGUCCAAUAACCAUUCAGAGUUUGAGUGAUUCAACUGAUCUGUCGUGGAAGUUACAUUGCUAAUAUUGCCAUCUUGCUGAGGAUACAAACAUAGAAAUGAGGUCGCAAUACCAGUCUUUGUUGGACUUUCAAAAUUCUGAAUUUGUGGAUAAAGAAUGUGUUUUUUUUUUUUCGACUGUAUACAAAUUUGCUUAGCUUCACAUUUUUGUUGCUUCAAUAAACAAUCACAUCACA